Molecule: messenger RNA, 3390 nt
Organism: Colletotrichum lupini
Lineage: Eukaryota; Fungi; Ascomycota; Sordariomycetes; Glomerellales; Glomerellaceae
Product: actin
Exons: 16
Coding region: 1-3390 (1129 amino acids)
Source: RefSeq, a predicted model, not a curated record
AUGGACAGAGCUUCCUCGAGGUACCCAAGCUAUGGUAGGUAUUGCGACGCUGAGCUGAGUAACCUUCCAGCGAUGAAGUCACUGGAGCACACGAGACCUGGCAACUCGAAUUUGCUGUAUCCAGCUUUGGAUAACCCCAGGCUUCUCAGCCUCGCAUCCUUCCAUUAUCUGAAAGCCUCUCUGAUCGAUGCAGCAAUCAGGCAUAGUGUCCCCGCAACAUAUGACAGGUUACAGCUUCCGCCGUAUUCUCCUAUCCGAUCUAUGCUAAAAGGACCCGAUCAACGGAGACGCCGCCCGGCAACCCGGAGCUCCCAGCUCAGCCACACUGAAAACGUAGCACGGCGUGUAGUUGUCGCCCGCGCUGUUUCUGGUACAUGUCGAAGACGAGAGCGAGCCCGUGAACGAGGUUCCAGCCCAGAGCAUGUAUGCGAGAUGCGAUAUGCGAGGCUGGCAUCCGAGAAUCCCAUGCCAACUAACCCCCUAGGACCCCGGGCUCUCGUUCCCGCAAAAGGCGUCCAUACGCGGGAGCCAGGAGGCAGCUUGGUAGGCCCGUCGUUCGGUGGUGUCGGCUUCGGGGUGCCUGGAGCCUGGAGGUACCUGCCAAAUUGCCUGGUCCGUCUGCUGUGCUUCCGUGCCCGUUCAUCGCCGCCUUUGCUUCCGCGGGCCCGACGUGCUACCUAUGUAUGCUAUGCAGACGACGGGAAGGAGGCAGGUGAUGGGGCUGUGAACCAAAAUAGAUUGCCUAUGCCUGCUUGGCACCUUUGUCCGUGUCUUUGUUACUUACGGAACAAGAUGACGUACGACUCGUUGACGAAUGGACGAGCAAUAGGACGGCUGGCAUGUGGUUCGCUGGCGCAAAUCCGCCCGCCGCCAUCGAGCAUGAACCAGGCGGCCGCGGCGGGAAUCUUGUUGAGAGUCUCACGUGGGCGUCGAGGAGCGGCCCUUCGUUCCACAGUCCAUGAGGAGAUGGGAUGGAUUCGCGAUACUGUGUCCGCUACCUGCCGUGCUGCAACGCUGUCCUCCUUGCCCAACUGCUCUCCAGGGCGAGAUGAUCUCGGCCAGGCUGGCUCCCAUGAUCCCAUGUUCUUGGCCUGGGUUAACCUUGUAUUCUCAUUAGACCGUAGCGUGCGUGCAGGUGGUGGAUGUGGGGAUGCCCUUGAAGAUAAUAGAGGCGUCACAGUCGGAGUGAGAAAGGCGCACUGUCAGGCCUGUAGCUUGGCUCGAUUGGUCCGUGGUCGAGACCGUGGAGAGCUGAAGGGUAUUAGGCUGACGAAUGCUAUUUGCUUCAAUAGUCACUGCCUGAUUCAAGAAACGACUGAGGAGCAAUUCGUUCGGAUACGAUACCUGCUCCGAGAAUUCAGUAAAAACCAAAUUGAAGGCACGACCCCCAAUUCGACUUUAGCCACCGGAAUCAGCGGUCCAGGCCGGAGAAAAGAAGACAAUACGGAUACUCGGAGGGUCGCGCAUCUCGUCUGCAAUAUCAGAGGUUCCUCCUUGCCUUCGCACCCCAGUAUCACCAAAAAAAAGGGUGAUCCUGCGCAGUUAGCCCCCCCGAGCAGCAAAGGAGCAAAAGCACGGACCAUCCCCGAAGAGGACGGGGGACGGGGAGAAAGAGGCGAGAGAGAACGCGCAGCCUCCCCUUCCCACCUUUCCCAUUCCUUUGUUAAAGCGGCAACUCAAUCCCUCGGGGGGCGCUGCCACUUUCUGCCACCUGUCUCCAGCUGCUUUCUGACAUCGAAACCUGGCCCGCCAGACAAAUCGCAGCAGCCAACGAAACACCGAGGAGCCAAAGCCAGCGCUCACCGCACACUGUGCCUGCCAUUCCCACUCUUCUCCUUCUUCCCCCCUCCUCCACCCAAAAUCGACUACCUCUCAUCUUCCCGUAACCUUUCCCACUUUCGACCUCACCACCCAACGACGCCCUCUCCCAAGUUCUUUGCCAUCCCCUCAGGACUUUUGCCAGUUCCAUCUCGCUCCUACGAUUCCGGAAUCGAGUACGUGACGCCAUCCCCGUCUCUGCCAGCAAUUCACUCCCUGCUCCACGACGCCGAUGCCGCCUCACAUCCCCUGGCCUCAUCGGAGUCGCGAUGCUCUAGUCCAUCAAUAUCCGUCCUUCUGCUUCACUUGCUAACAUAUAUCUCUGCAGAGGAGGUCGCCGCCCUCGUUAUCGACAAUGGUUCGGGUAUGUGCAAGGCCGGUUUCGCCGGCGACGAUGCGCCCAGAGCUGUCUUCCCCUCCAUUGUCGGUCGCCCCCGUCACCAUGGUAUCAUGAUCGGUAUGGGUCAGAAGGACUCCUACGUCGGUGAUGAGGCACAGUCGAAGCGUGGUAUCCUGACGCUCCGCUACCCCAUUGAGCACGGUGUCGUCACCAACUGGGAUGACAUGGAGAAGAUUUGGCACCACACCUUCUACAACGAGCUCCGUGUCGCCCCCGAGGAGCACCCCGUCCUGUUGACUGAGGCCCCCAUCAACCCCAAGUCCAACAGAGAGAAGAUGACCCAGAUCGUCUUCGAGACCUUCAACGCCCCCGCGUUCUACGUCUCUAUCCAGGCCGUCCUGUCUCUGUACGCCUCCGGUCGUACCACUGGUAUCGUCCUCGACUCUGGUGAUGGUGUCACCCACGUUGUCCCCAUUUACGAGGGUUUCGCUCUUCCCCAGGCCAUUGCCCGUGUCGACAUGGCCGGUCGUGACUUGACCGACUACCUCAUGAAGAUUCUCGCUGAGCGCGGUUACUCCUUCUCCACCACUGCCGAGCGUGAAAUCGUUCGUGACAUCAAGGAGAAGCUCUGCUACGUCGCCCUCGACUUCGAGCAGGAGCUCCAGACCGCUUCCCAGUCCUCAAGCUUGGAGAAGUCCUACGAGCUUCCCGACGGUCAGGUCAUCACCAUCGGCAACGAGCGUUUCCGUGCCCCUGAGGCUCUGUUCGCUCCUUCCGUCCUUGGUCUUGAGUCCGGCGGCAUCCACGUCACCGUCUUCAACUCCAUCAUGAAGUCUGAUGUCGAUGUCCGUAAGGACCUGUACGGCAACAUUGUCAUGUCUGGUGGUACCACCAUGUACCCUGGUCUCUCCGACCGUAUGCAGAAGGAGAUCACUUCCCUUGCUCCUUCUUCCAUGAAGGUCAAGAUCAUCGCUCCCCCCGAGCGCAAGUACUCCGUCUGGAUCGGUGGUUCCAUCUUGGCUUCCCUGUCUACCUUCCAGCAGAUGUGGAUCUCCAAGCAGGAGUACGACGAGAGCGGUCCCUCCAUUGUCCACCGCAACGUCUUACUUCCCGAAUCACAUUCUCGCCCUUCCGAAAACACAUCGAUUCCAAAGAGGCAACGACCGGUGCAAGGUCUCCACGGCAAGUUUGGGUCGACCCUUCUCCAGAAAGAUUUGGUCCUUGUUUUGUAG